This is a messenger RNA of Nothoprocta perdicaria, 3987 nucleotides long. It is a transcript of the gene NHLRC3, whose product is annotated as NHL repeat containing 3. Bases 1 to 1110 code for a protein of 369 amino acids. NCBI's taxonomy places the organism in Eukaryota, Metazoa, Chordata, Aves, Tinamiformes, Tinamidae. Gene Ontology annotation, biological process: negative regulation of translation; proteasome-mediated ubiquitin-dependent protein catabolic process; protein polyubiquitination. Gene Ontology annotation, molecular function: protein binding; translation repressor activity; ubiquitin protein ligase activity. The record is from RefSeq and is a predicted model, not a curated record. The transcript has 7 exons.
AUGCAUAUAUAUCCCAACGAGGAAAAAAUACGUAUGCAAAAAGGGAAAGACCAGCGCCGGGUCUCGAGCGGCGGCGGCGACAAAGGCGCGGCGCGGGGCGCGGCGGGGUUGUUUACAGUGGAUCUAAAUAUUCCUUCCUCAUGGAAUUCAGUUACUAAUGGAUCUUUGCUUUUGUAUUUUCAGUUUUUAAAAGCAUUCGACUACUCUCCUUGGAGCGGGCACCUGUACAAGCUGGAUGUGGGAUGGCCCAAAGUUCCGGAAUACUUCACUGGUCAGCCCGUGAGCGUGGCCGUGGACUCCCUUCGUGGUUUGGUCUAUGUUGCACAAAGGGGAGAUAACAUACCCAAGGUCCUUGUGUUCUCAGAAGAAGGCUAUUUUCUUUACUCGUGGAAUGAUACAGUUGAAAUUCCUCAUGGUAUCUUUGUAUUAAGCAACACAACAGAUAGCUCAGUAUGGAUUACAGAUGUUGGAACAGGGAAAUAUGGGCAUACUCUGAAAAAAUACAGCCCUUCAGGUAAACUUCUGCAGAUCGUGGGCACCCCGGGUAAUGCUGGUUCAAGCUUGUACCCCCUGCAGUUUGAUCAGCCGGCCGAGAUCUUUGUGGAGGAGUCUGGGGAUAGCUAUGUUGUGGAUGGAGACGGAGGGAUCAAUAACAGACUGCUCAAACUGACCGAAGAUUAUAAAGAAAUGUGGCUGCGUGGACCAAAAGGGACUGGCACUGGUGAGUUCAGGAUUCCUCACAGUGUAACAGUGGAUUCUUUUGGACGGGUAUGGGUUGCGGACCGAGACAAUAAGAGAAUCCAGGUUUUUGAUAAGGACACAGGGGAAUGGCUGGGGACUUGGAGCAGCUGUUUUGAGGAAGAUGGUCCGAGCUCUGUCAGAUUUACUCCCGAUAACAAGUACCUGAUUGUAGCUCAGCUGAACACCAGCCGCUUAUCCAUCUUGGCAGCCCCGCACGUUGGCAUUAUUGGCAAGUGUGUUAUAGUCGACACAAUCCAGCUGGCGGAUGAAACCAAGCCGCACCUCGUGGACGUAGACAUGAAGAGUGGAGCAAUUUAUGUGGCUGAGAUUGGAGCCCAGCAAGUGCAAAAAUAUGUGCCCUUGAAUUGAUGUUUCUCCACCACUCCUGUGGCACAAGCUGUUUGGCGUGUAAGACCUAUGAGCGCGUUUUCUCAAGUUUUCUGUAGCUUGUGUUUUCUUAAGAAAAGCACAGAACAUUGUGCUCACAGGCCUCUAGGGCUCACAAACUGCCCUCGUUCUGGAGAAGUGCUUGGUCUUGGGCUCUCACUUCAUUUAGUGACACUCUAUUUUCAUGCUUGGAUUUGGGUAAUUUCUUGAAUAAGUAUCUCUAUUUUAUAAACUUUUAUAAACACAGCCCUUGUUCUUUAGUGUCUAGAGUUUCGUCUUGAGACUUCUGACCCAUCCUGCAUGCAUUGCAGAGCUAGCUGAGAGAAGUGGUCUAAGUAGUUAUUUCCUGGGGUUUCCUCAUUUUAAUAUUUCUUCACAUGCUUAGGAUCUUCCUGCAACAUUAUCCAAUACUGAAUAAAGUGUGGAAUUAUGUUGAAUGAGAUGCUGCUGAAUAUUGAUGUCAUUGCUGACACUUGCACUUGUUUUAGUGGUUGAUGAAAUCAGCACUGAAAUCAAAGUUUUUAGCCCUGGCUAAAGCAGUCAAAUUUGUAACAGUUUGAAAUUUAAUUUCAAUCAUGCACUUCAGACUAAAUUUAAAGUAUGUGCAGAGCAGCCAAAUACCAAUUCUUAACUAUUUAAUUCUUGAUCAGAUUUGAUUUUUUAUCAGUGUGAGCUUUUUGUUCCCCCGAAAACAUAGUGAAAUUCAAAUCAUUUAAAUUCUUAAAGAUAAACAAGUAAGAGUUUGCUAGGAACCUCUUACACAGUGUUAGUGGCCUGGAAAUAUAUAAUAUUCUCCUCAACUUAUUGUCUUGAGGCUCAGUAUGUAUCGGUUUUGGGAAAACUUAGCUGCUUAAUGUUCUAGCAUUAGAUUUCCCCUACCCUAUCAGCAACAAUUCCAUUAAGAUCUUUGAAUAAGUUUCUUCUUUUGAAGGAACUUAUCCCAGUGUACUUGCAGAUGACUCCAAGCUCUGUUCUGAAGAGGUACUGUCCAGCUCAUUUUCAGAUUUGUGCAUUUGCAUACAUAUAAAUUGUUCAUUUUUAAGGAUUCUAUGAUUCUAUGAAAUGUAAGGUUGGAAGGAACCUCUAGAGAUCAUCUAGUCCAACCCCCUGUGCACUCGGGGUUUGCUCACAUAUGAUUCAGAACUCAAAGGGCACAAUUACUUUGCAUGUCUCAAUAAGGAAACUCGUUCAGACCCUUCCUCCUCUUCCCAGAGUGAUUCUAGCUGGAAUGUUGCUAGAUGGUUUUAAAUUUGUUUGUUUCGCAGCAUAGCAAGACAUGGGGAUGGAAAAGUGGGAUGGAGGCACGCUAGACUGAGGCAGAAAUGACUCUUGUGGGGAAUAAAUGAGUUCCCCUCUAAGGCUGUGGACCCUCAUCUCAAACUCUCGUUAUUCAUCAACGUACAUUGAAAGCUUUUCUAAGCACUUGGGAAGAUACGUGUGUUUCCACACACUUACUCUGCUGCAGGGACUGUUUCGAAUGCUGAUUACAGGCUAAGAGGCAUUUUAUUAUUUUCCACUUCUCCACUUCCUUAGGGACAUGUAAUUACUCUGAGAAAUAACCACUUCAGUGCAUCUCAUCAAAAGCAAAUGCGCCUUAAUUUGGUGAGUUUCAACAUGUGAUCUACAAAUGUCUUGGUCAGUAGGUGGGAAAGCUGGCCAGGAAAAGCAAAUUUCUGUAUGUUAUGGAAAGUAAUUUACCUGUGGAGCUUGAUGUCCUGAUUUCAAUGCAAGUAUAGAUUCUAUAGAUUGAUAUGUGAGCUAUAAUCACUUUGCUUUUGGCUCUACCCACAAUAAUAAAAGCUGAUCUACCCUGUCUGCCCUUGUGCCAGUCUGAGAACAGGGGGUUCAGGGUUUUACACUAGUGAAUGUGAUCCAUUGUUCAUGUGGUGCUCAAUGGGAGCUUGUAAACCUGAUUUAUUAGCAGAAAAGGUAGUAGUAGUUCUGCUAGAACUAACUGUCUGGCUCCAAACGGUUGUGCAAUGUGUUAUGUGGAUUUCUUACUUAGGUCUCCACUAGCUCAGGGAUCUCUACCAUGGAUCAUGUAGCUCUUUCUUACCUACAUGAUGUGAUUUAAAAAUAAAUAAAUAAAAUAAAUAUGUUCAAGCAUAUCUUGGUGGUAUAAGGGAUCCAGAUACACCCACUCUCUGGGAACAUGCCUCUCUGCCCAGUAAGGGACUAGUGUACUUUUGGGUGUCGACAAGUAACUUUUUUAUGUCUGAUGCAUUUUUUUUUUUAACAUUUGCAGCCCCUAGAGAUGGGGACUACUCAUGUGAUUGCCUGACUUCACUGAAAUAGACCGAAAUGGUGGUGCCAAAAUAUCUAUAUUACAUGUAGGCACUGAAUGUCUGUGAUAAGAAAGGGUAUUCAGUGGUGACUAGUGUUAGAGACAGACUCCUUGUCAUCUCUAUGUAUAUGAGCAGCCUGAGAAAUUGAUUGAUUUGUGCAUUUACUUGCUAAUUUUUUGAGGGUUUUCUUGUAUACAAACUUGAAACUGAUCUCUGGAAAAUUAUGUUGAAGGACGAUUUGGUAAAAUAAAUUUAGAAUUUCCUAAGGUGGAAAGUUUGGGGCUCUUUAUUUCUGGUCCAAUGUCAAAACAUUGCAUUGCAAUGGAUUACUUUUCUAAAUAUAGGAGCUGUAGCACUUUAAUUUUUAGUAACAGAAAUUAUUAAAUACUAACACAGAGUCUAAAUGUUUGUGUUGUCUUUAGACAUUACUAUUUCUGAAAUUACUAUUUCUAAUCAAACCAGGUUGAAUCAUAAGAGCUAUUAAUACAGUUCAUCUCUAUCUGUAUAUGUGUCCUUUUUUUUCUCAGCGAUGGUAAACCAUUUUUAGUAGGUAUUACGGUUAUUUUGAUCAGCA